AUUUAAGUAAUACAGAUAAGUCUCAUUGAAUAAUUGAAGCCAGAUUGUGAGGUAAAGUCUAUUAUUAUGUGCAUUUUAAUUCUUAGCAUUAAUUUUUAGCAUUUAAUUACAGCCUCAUAAGUACAAAUAAAAACAGGACUUGCUAUUGUUGCCACCUAUUUUCUUUAAAGGUGAUAAGCAGCAUCUUAUUUGUGUUAACACAAGUCAUCCACAUAACAAAUAUAGAUAAGAAAAGUGGCCAGGUGUGGUGGCUCAUGCCUCUGCUGGGACAGGGAACAGAGGGAUGCGGAGACCCUGAAGAUGCUUUUGGACAGUGGUCUCCGGUUAGGACAGUGGCAGGAGAUACCAUUCACUCAGGGUCUCCAGGACAAGAGAUCAGCCUGGCAGUUACAUGUGUUUCUUUUCAAACUGGUUGCCAGGUUGGGCUGACCGAUGACAUCAGAGAUUCCGACCUUCCUGAUUGGAAGGACCGGACUCUGUGGGCACCUGGAAGUUCAGUUGGUUAACAGCAUCUUCUCAGAGCUGAUCUCCACUCCUGACUUCUCCCAGCCUCGAGAAUUGAUAACGCACUUUUCGGGAUCCUACCAGUGCCCACGAGAAGGCCACGGACAGAACAGAGACUAGUUUCCGUGAGAGGGGACAGAUUAUGGGAAACAUCAUGACCUGGUAUCUAGCGCACCCCCAGGAUGAGCAGAGCCCCCAGCGGAGCACCUCGGGGUACCCCCUCCAGGAGGUGGUGGAUGAUAAAGUGUCGGGACCAUCAGCCCCUGGGGUAGAUCACAGCCCCCCAGGUAGGUCCCUUUGCCGGAAAAGGAAGAAGGAGUGGUCGGACGAAUCUGAGGAGUCGUCAGAGGAGUCACAGAAGGAACUCAAGCGACAGCGAGUGUUGCUCGUGCUCCCUGAGCACCACGAGGCCUUCAACAGGCUGCUCGAGGAUCCUGUCAUUAAAAGAUUCCUGGCCUGGGACAAAGAUCUGAGGGUGUCAGACAAGUACCUCCUGGCUAUGGUCAUAGCGUAUUUUAGGCGGGCCGGCCUCCGCUCCUGGCAAUACCAACGCAUUCAUUUCUUCCUGGCUCUCUACCUGGCCAAUGACAUGGAGGAGGACGACGAGGCCCCCAAACAAAACAUCUUCUACUUCCUGUAUGGGAAGACCCGCUGUCACAUACCCUUGUUCCAUACGCGUCGGUUCCAGUUAUGCCGUUCCAUGACCCAGAGGGCCAGGGAAAUCCGCUCUCAGAUAGCCUUGUUCCACAAGCUUCGGUUCCAGUUCUUCUGUUCCAUGCGCUGCAGGGCUUGGGUUUCCCCGGAGGAGUUGGAGGAGAUCCAGGCUUAUGACCCACAGCACUGGGUGUGGGCGCGAGAUCGCGCCCGCCUUUCCUAGAGCUCCAGGGACCGUGGAGGCCUGAGGUCAUCGGCCUGAGAGAAGAACACUGGGCCCAGGGGAGAUGCGGAUUUUCAGCAGGAACUUUAUACCAAUGCUAAUGGCAGACACCAGGAAGGAGGAGAGGAGCCAUUUGUGCAGAUCAUCUAGAAGAACCUGGAUCGUUCUUGAUGGAGCUGAAUACAGUGAUCACGUUGUCCUCCUGGGAGCAUGGGUGCGGGUGGGGGGUGGGGUACUUCUAGGAGUCCUUGGAGAAAAGUAAGAAACCA
Messenger RNA from Nomascus leucogenys (northern white-cheeked gibbon), 1650 nucleotides. RefSeq names its product speedy protein E12-like. NCBI's taxonomy places the organism in Eukaryota, Metazoa, Chordata, Mammalia, Primates, Hylobatidae. Gene Ontology annotation, biological process: positive regulation of cyclin-dependent protein serine/threonine kinase activity. Gene Ontology annotation, molecular function: protein kinase binding. The record is from RefSeq and is a predicted model, not a curated record.